AUGACAAGUGCUGAUGUCCACCAACCAGAAGAAUGUGAAUCAGGAAGCAAGGCCGAGAUUCUAGCCGUUGCCAGCUACGUUCGUCAGCAAUGCCAAGAACAAACGGAGAAACCGACGGAAUCUCUUGCAGUGCCAUCCUUAUGCUUAUCCUUAUCCACAGUCAAGCAGCUCAUGGAGACAGUCAAGCAGGCUGCAACUGGCUAUAGCAAUAGUACUGGUAGUACUGGUAGUACUAGUACCAUGUUGAAGUCCCUGCUCAGUGACACCAAGAAGAUUGCGUCCAUUGUCCAGCGAAUGGUCAAGCUGCACCCAGUGCUCCAACUUAUCGAGGGUCCGACCAUUCUGCAAGACCUGACAAAAGCCAUGGGAAAACUGUACUCAACUCUACAUGUCCUACAAUCAGUAGUACAUGUAGCACAAACUGCUGUGACUUGCAGAAAUUGGAAACAGAUGCAAGCAAAACUGGAAUUCCUGGUCGAAAAAGCCACAUAUGACAAGGCACAGCUACUGCAUACAUGUACAGGUAGUACCACCACCACCCCAUGCUCUCCAGUUUUGCAGACAUGUCUCCAGGAAACAACUACUAGUACCGGUAGUAACGGUAAACCUUCCAAAGACCUUUUGAAAGUUCUGCAACGGCACAAACGCAAGCUCUGCCAAAAGGCCAUGGACGAAACCAAAGAGGAAUCCAAACGGGAAAGAGCCAAAGCACUGGUAGAAUACCUGGACAAAUUGUUGGACAAACUUGCCAAUGCCGACAAUGACAACAACGACAGGAAGCAAACGAGAGUGUCGGAAGCAGCAGGAGAAUUGCCAUCGUUUGGAAGUCCAGGAAAAGUCUCCUUAUUGGAGGAUGAACUGGGGCCCAGUGCCCACCCAACCAAUUACAAAAGCAUGCUCCUCUUGUUCAGUAACAGCAAGAAUGAGGGCAACGCCAAUGCCAAUGAUAACGACUUGCGUGUCUCGGUGUCUACGAUGGGUUUUUCGGAUGGGGAUGAUGAUGGCAAUGAUGCCAUCUUGGGACAAGAAAACCCCUAUCCGGAAGAGGAGGAGGUAACAGAUGACUAUGAGGUCCCCAUCCAGGAUAAUCUGGGACAAGAUAGCACCGGCAUUACUCGUACUAGGAAACCUUCGGCACAACAAUCACUGGACGAAAUGUUCAACAGUGCACUCAACCGACAAACCACCACGGAUACCCAAAUGACAGAAGUGGUCGACAAUCGAGCCUUGAUUCAACAGACAAGACCAAAGCUACGACCAUUGGACCGCUCCACAAUGACACAACUAAAGACCCGCACUGCAUGUACUAUGGAUGAUGACUCCGUUGACACACUUCAUCGCAAACAAGCAUGGAAGACAGCUGCAAAGGCCAAGCAGCAACUGCAUGAAGAUGCAAGUCUCAUGGAUGAUUCUAGUAGCGGAGGAGUUCUUGGUUCCAAGAUGGACGAGGGCGAUGCUCAUCCCAGCAACGACAAGAGCAACGACAAGAGCAGCACUCGUCGAAAGCACACCCGCGGCCUGAGCCCCUUCCGGACAAAAGCAAAACCUCAACCAGCAGACACGUCGUAUCCUAUGGUCGAUCAUGCCGAUACCGAUACUGGCAAAAUCAAUCUGCAAAAGAGCAAGCCCAAGAACCCUGUCAAGAAGCUGUUCAAAAUGCUCAAGGGAGGCAACGUUCACUCAAAGGAGCAGGAAAAGGGGGACACUCUCAGGGUUUCUGUGAACCAGCAGAAAGACCAAAAUAGAGCAUUGAAAAUGUCUACAUCCGGCAAAGUUCCGUUGACGAAUGCAUCAGUGAAUACGGCCAUGACGGCUUCCAUGAAUACUGCAUUGUCUUUGGCCGAUCACCACCGGGAUGAAAGAUACAGCCAGAUGACCAGCCAAUGUGCCAGCAACAACUCCACUUUGCCAUCCGGCAGUGGGCACUCUAUAACUAUUGCUGGCACCAGGGUAGAACCUACUAGAAACAGAAACACCAACAAGAAAUGCAUGGACGCGCCACCGCCGUUGGUGCCAAUGACCGGAGAUGGCAACACCGUCUUUUUAGAAGGAAAGAACCGAGCAGAGUAG
This is a messenger RNA of Seminavis robusta, 2070 nucleotides long. Lineage: Eukaryota; Bacillariophyta; Bacillariophyceae; Naviculales; Naviculaceae. The record is from the annotation of a GenBank genome assembly.